This is a messenger RNA of Annulohypoxylon truncatum, 4421 nucleotides long. RefSeq lists its product as uncharacterized. Gene Ontology annotation, molecular function: protein binding. Gene Ontology annotation, cellular component: nucleus; transcription repressor complex. The transcript has 7 exons. Gene Ontology annotation, biological process: negative regulation of transcription by RNA polymerase II. NCBI's taxonomy places the organism in Eukaryota, Fungi, Ascomycota, Sordariomycetes, Xylariales, Hypoxylaceae. The record is from RefSeq and is a predicted model, not a curated record. Bases 1 to 4014 code for a protein of 1337 amino acids.
AUGACAACGCCACAAUCUCUCCUAUUGGCGGCUGGCCGAGCUGCUGAUUUCUACCUAAUUUCCUCAACCCCGCAACAGAUGUCGAUAAAGCCUAAUCUUGACUCUACCACAUCAUCACUCGCGAGGCUAUGGGCGAACUGGCCCCUUGCUAAAGCACCUACGAUCAUCAUGACUGCCGCGAAGUUUCAAGAAAAGCUAAGACGCAAGUUGGGAAGUUUAAGAGGCAAGUUGGGAAAGUUGAAACCCAAGGCAAAGGGUUCGAAGACACAAGGAGGCUCCCAACAUAACCCGGCCGCCACAUCUGUCACAUCCUCACAAGCAAAUGUUGAUCCCCCUCCCGAGAUGGUUACCUCGCCUACUACGGAUACCGUACAAAGCGUGCCCGAUGCUUCCGCUCCGCUCCUAGCGACGGAACCUCCUGUCUCAUCCGGUACGGCACUAUGUGAACCUUCACGAAAUGCUACCACCAAUAUCACAACGGAGAUAUCUCCAAAGGAAAUAGGUGACGUAGCAGCAAAUAUUGAAGAGUCCAGACUUCAUUCUAUCUUUGACAGUGAUCAUGAUGGCCAGCCCCGUAAGCCUGCGGAAGUCGACAUCGUAACAGUCCACGGUCUUAACUUCAUGGGCAAAAAAAACCACGCUCAAGAAACGUGGACGAAGGGUGAUAAGCUAUGGCUCAAAGACUUCCUCCCAGCAGAACUUAAACAAGCCCCUCGUAUAAUGCUCUUCGCAUAUAAUGCCAGCCCCGUUAUAAAUGCAGCAGGCAUCAAUCUUGACGAACACGCACAGAUCCUAUUACAAUGGCUCGAAAUAAGGCGAAAGAAUGCUCCGCAGAGGCCCCUUGUGUUUAUCUGCCAUAGCCUCGGUGGCUUGGUUGUCAAGCAAGUCCGUGCUACUUUGAUCUUUAGGGUUUCUAUAAUUAACAAUAGCCAGGCACUCGUUCAGGCCAAGUUAGAUGAUUCAUACAGCUCAAUUUUCGAAGCGACCUCCCUUCUGAUCUUCUUUGCCACACCACAUCAAGGAGGAAAUGGUGUCGAAAUAGGAGACAUUGUCGCGAACAUAGUCCGCAUAUCAUUAGGAAAUAUUAAGAACGACCUCCUAACGGCGUUGAAACAUAACUCACCUGAGGCGAUAAAACGAUUCGAGCAAGCUCGCCACCUUCCUGACAAAUGUAACGUGAUCAAUUUCUACGAAGGAGAACAGUAUGGUAAACUCGGCAUUAUUGUCGAUAAGAGAUCUGCAACUCUAAAUCUCCCAGGAUCGCGUGAGAAGCAGGUGGCUUUACAUGCCAACCACAGCACCAUUUGCAAGUUUGAUCGCAUCUCAGCUUGCGAAUUAGUAAUACAAACCAUCGCCACGGGAAUCGAGCGUGCUUUGGGGGCUUCCCAGAAUAGUGAACCCAACGAUAAUUAUACCCCAUUUAGCGAAGAGGAUAAUAAAUGCUUGAUGUACCUAAGAGUAACCGACCCCCGCGACGACAAAACUCGCAUCGAGCGAGACAAAGGGGGUUUAUUUGCUGAUUCAUAUGUCUGGGUGCUUGAAAAUGAUGAAUUCAGGCAAUGGGAUGAAGAGCCCGAAGAGCGACUGCUCUGGAUUAAGGGUGAUCCUGGCAAGGGCAAAACAAUGUUGCUCUGUGGUCUCAUUGACCGGCUAAGCUCUGACGAGUGGAGGGCCCAAAGGGCGAGUGCACUACCAACCUAUUUCUUUUUCCAGGCCACCGAGGGACGCAUCAACAACGCCAAUGCUGCCCUACGUAGCUUGAUCUACCUGCUCGUGAAGAACCAGCCGCCUCUUAUCUCGCAUGUACGGUCACGGUACGAUGGGGUGGGGAUGCAGCUUUUCACGGAUACAAAUGCGUGGGAUGCCUUAUCAAAGAUCUUGGGCAGGAUCCUUGAGGACCCGUCCCUGAAAAGCACCUCCAUAGUCAUCGAUGCGCUCGAUGAGUGUACGGAAGACCGAGAUCUGCUUAUUGACCUUAUCAUCCAGAAGUCGGAGUCAUGCUCUCGCGUUAAGUGGAUUGUCUCUAGUCGCAACUGGCCGGACAUCAGCAAGCAUCUCGACUUAGCUACGCAGAAAGUAAGGCUAUGUCUUGAGUUGAAUCCCGAGUCGAUUUCUACGGCUGUCAAUGCAUACAUACCGUUCAAGGUCGAUAAACUGAAAAAGCGGCAAAGAUACAAUGAUGCCACACGGAAUGCUGUCUUGCAGCACCUAUUGUCAAAUGCGGACGACACCUUCCUUUGGGUGGCCUUAGUCUGUAAAAACCUCGAGAAUGUUCCCCAAUGGAAUGUCCUCUCUAGGUUAAAAUCGUUCCCUCCUGGCCUUGUUCCACUCUACGGGCGGAUGUUGAAUCAAAUUGACGAUUUGGACUACGCAGAUCUUUGCAAAGAGAUCUUGUCUGUUGUUUUAACUGUGAAAAGACCAAUUACACUGGAUGAACUAACGACCUUUGUCGAAAUACCCGACACUUUUCACGACGACGAUCUGGUAGAAAUCAUCGAGCUUUGUGGCUCUUUUCUUUCGCUCCGCGAUCGUACUAUCCUCUUCAUCCACCAAUCCGCAAAGGACUUUUUGUUGGGAAAAGCAGCUGAGGACAUCUUUUCAUAUAGGAAAGAAGAAAUCCAUUAUACGAUAUUUGUACGAUCAUUGAAAGCCAUGGAACAGACACUACGACCCGACAUCUACUGUUUAGGUGCUCCUGGAAUUCACAUUUAUGAAGUUAAACAGCCUGAACAUGACCCUCUAAUAGCACUACGCUAUUCUUGUAUCUAUUGGAUCGAUCAUCUCUGCAAUUCCAAGUCUGACAUAAAUACUAAAUACAAGCAUGUUCUACAAGAUGGGGGCUUGAUCGAUACUUUUUUAAGAAAGAAGUAUCUAUGUUGGCUCGAGGCUCUUAGCCUUUGCAAAAAAGGUUUGUACGAAUGGACAAAUCCAAUGGACACACUUCUGGACCUUUUCGAACAGGCAGAUACCUCCGACGUGGCAUAUCUUGUUCAAGAAGCUACUCAAUUUUUGGACGAAAGCUAUUCGGUAAUUGCGGAGUACCCUCUCCAGCUAUAUAGUUCGGCCCUUGUGUUUUGCUCAAGCCGGCGUCUAAUAUGGAAUUUUUAUAAAGAGGAGAUACCAGACUGGAUUAUACUUAAGCCCAAUAUAGAAGAAGGCUGUAUAUCGGCGCUCGAGGGCCACAGCGAUUGCGUUCGUUCGGUGGCGUUCUCGUUCGAUGGUAAGGUCGUAGCGUCAGGAUCAGAAGACUGUACAGUGCGGCUCUGGUCGGCCGAGACAGGAGCAUUACAACUAACGCUCGAAGACCACAGCGAUUGCGUUCGUUCGGUGGUGUUCUCUCCCGAUGGCAAGGUCGUAGCGUCGGGGUCAGAAGACUGUACAGUGCGGCUUUGGUCGGCCGAGACAGGAGCAUUACAACUAACGCUCGAAGGCCACAGCGAUUGCGUUCGUUCGGUGGUGUUCUCGCCCGAUGGCAAGGUUGUGGCGUCAAGGUUAGAAGACUGUACAGUGUGGCUCUGGUCGGCUGAGACAGGAGCAUUACAACUAACGCUCGAAGGCCAUAGUGACAGGUAUGCUUCUUCGGUGGCGUUCUCACCCUAUGGCAAGGUUGUGGCACCGGCAUCCAUCACUCUUACAACACGGCGCUGGCCAACCGAGACAGAUAUAUGCUUACAAAUCUUCAAUUUCGACUCGCUAGUUUCUGAAGUAUCCUGUAGCCAGGACGGCCACUUCAUUCAUACAAAUGCCGGUCACCUCUCCAUCGAUAGUUCACAAAUGGGAGAGACAGCGUCUAGCCAAUUGUCAACUAAGUACGAUCGGAAUCAUUGCUUUACUCACGGGUUUGAUAUCAAUAACGGCUGGGUAACUUGGAACGGAAACAAGUUCUUUUGUAUUAUGCCAGAUGUGAUGGCUUACUCUAUACUUGGCUCCACUGCGGCAUUUGGAUGUCAGUUAGGAGAACUUAUUAUUUUACGGUUUGAUGCAGAAAUGCUACAGAAGUUACUAGGGUUCUAGGUUUCAAGUAUUGAUAUGGAUUGAGGGGGGAUACUGAGGGGUUAGGAGUGAAGCGGUAAAGGAUAGAAAAGGGAGGAUUUUGAUGAAGUUGUAGGAUACCAUCGCAUGUGGCGGAAAGAUUGAUACCCAGGGGAUCAUAUAAGGUCUUUCGUUGAUAGGUACCUUACCUACCGUGACUUGGCAAUAACAUAUGUAUCGAGCUAUGCUUCGUCACUCUUCUUCUUUUAGGAGGGCAAAGCUAGAUGUCAUACCAGUACGUGCUACCUAGGUAUCUUAGAAAUGAGUUCGAUUUCUAUUGGGUUGUUCGCCAUAUAGCGUACCAUCCGGGGGGGGCCAAGGUUGUAAUUGGUUACCGAUAUUAAUAAAAGCAUCUCGUUUGCCGUGGAGCGGUUGGGGAGUUAGUCUUU